AUGGAUCCCACACAGAAAAAGCACCCCAAAUCUACCUACUUAACAACCACCACCGCCACCAAGCCCCACCACCACAGCCACCCUCUGCCAGUUCCCACCAACACUCUCCCUUCCUCUAUCCAAAGCUUAUCCGAUCAGUUUUCCAAGCUCUAUGCAAAUCACAAAAAACGUUCUUCCUUAAAAACCUCUGGUGGGCAUUCAAAAUCUCACUCACACCCUCAAGUUGACACAAAUUCCCAAGCCAAAUCUCUGGCUGUUACCGUCGUUUCAGACAUUUCAAGUGCCACUUUGACCAAGUCAAACAGCCAUCAUCAUAGAAAUAAUGUGGCGGUGGCUCAGAUUAAGAAGAAAGAGCAGUGCACAAGAACCAAGGUCAAAGAGAAGAACAAUACAAAUGAAAUCAAGAAAGAAUGCAAGAAAUCUUAUGAGGAAUAUGAUGUGAAAAAGGCAGCUAAUUUGAUGUCAAGUAGUGCUGAAAGCGAACAAAUUAAGAAACUGCGACAAGGGUUUGAAAUUACACCAUCCAUUAAAAUGAAUGGAGGGAGAAGAAGGUCAUUUUGUAGUUCACAGGCUGAAUUGGCUGAUUUCUUAACUUGCAGUGGUGUCAAAGUUGUGUCUGUUGAUAUGCCACCAUUUAUGCAGAUUCAUGCUGUGGAUUGUGCAAGAAAGACUCAUGACAGCUUGGAAAAAUUCACUUCCAAGACCCUUGCUUUGACACUCAAAAAGGAGUUUGAUGGGGUAUAUGGACCAGCUUGGCACUGUAUAGUAGGGACCAGUUUUGGGUCUUUCGUAACACAUUCAGUGGGUGGGUUCAUGUACUUCUCUAUGGACAACAAGCUACAUGUCCUCUUGUUCAAGACAACUGUACACAAAGCACGUUAA
Molecule: messenger RNA, 882 nt
Organism: Fraxinus pennsylvanica
Lineage: Eukaryota; Viridiplantae; Streptophyta; Magnoliopsida; Lamiales; Oleaceae
Source: the annotation of a GenBank genome assembly